GACAGCCAGCGGAGGGAGGGAGUGAGUGAGCGAGGCAGGCAGGCGGGCUGGGAAGGAGAGAGGGCGCGCGGGCGGCGGCGGCGUCGAGACCAGAGGACCAUCCGGGACGCGGCGCCGCGGCACCAGGGCGCGCAGACGGGCCGGCCCGACCCCACCGGCCACACGGACUCAGGCGUGCGUCCUCCCAAGCUCAAAUAGGAAAGUCAUGAGGCUGUUACCUGUGGGCUGGCGUCGCACCCGGGUCACAGGCAGAUGAUGAUCUGGGGUCUGUGCUUAGCACGCUUACCCAUGACUGAGUGCCACCAAACGAGUAAAGACUCCAGAGUUGGAUGCACCUGGAUCUGCCACCCCGCCCUGGGACUCUCUACCGGGGCCACCUUGGAGAGGACCCAGCAUGCCGUAGGAGCGUGAUAAGCCCGUAUUCCGUGGAGCAAUGCGCCCUCGGCACUCCAGGGAUCUCAAGAAAGAAGAGAAAGCUGUGGGCUGGAUGAGUCAGGAGCGACUAAUUGUUAAAAUUUAUGGAGCGAGCAGCCAGCAGCUCCUGAUUCACAUCCUACCAUAUUAGCAUCUUUCCAUGGCACCAAAAUCAUCCUGGGAGGCCUCUGAUUGGCUCUGCUUGGUCACGUGCUCACUCUGCCGAAGGUGGAGCCAUCAGAAACCCACGCCCAGAGGCAGCCUGAGGCCGAGUUUCCCCGGACUUUUUCCCUCGGCACCCGGAUCUAUGUCUGACUUGUAACUGCUUACGAAGACCACGAGAAUUCCUUCCCCAAGGCGGAGUGGCCCCCCAGCCCCGUGCAGUCCCAGCCUGCCUCCCACCGCCCAGCUGCCCGCGAUGCCCUCCAGCGGCCCCGGCGACACCAGCAGCUCCGCCCUGGAGCGGGAGGAGGACCGAAAGGAGGGAGAGGAGCAGGAGGAGGCACGCGGCAAGGAGGAGCGGCAAGAGCCCAGCACAACUGCACGGAAGGUGGGGCGGCCUGGGAGAAAGCGCAAGCACCCCCUGGUGGAGAACAGCGACACAAAGGACCCUGCGGUGACCUCCAAGUCCCCGUCCAUGGCCCAGGACUCGGGCUCCUCAGAGCUGUUACCCAAUGGAGACUUGGAGAAGCGGAGUGAGCCCCAGCCAGAGGAGGGCAGCCCCGCUGGGGGUCAGAAGGGCGGGGCCCCAGCAGAGGGAGAGGGCACAGCCGAGACCCCGUCCGAAGCCUCCAGAGCCGUGGAGAACGGCCGCUGCACCCCCAAGGAUGGCCGUGGGACCUCCGCGGAAGAGGGCAAAGAGCGCAAGGAGACCAACAUCGAAAACAUGAAAAUGGAGGGCUCCCGGGGCCGGCUUCGGGGUGGCUUGGGCUGGGAGUCCAGCCUCCGCCAGCGGCCCAUGCCGCGGCUCACCUUCCAGGCGGGGGACCCCUACUACAUCAGCAAGCGCAAGCGGGACGAGUGGCUGGCACGCUGGAAAAGGGAGGCUGAGAAGAAAGCCAAGGUGAUCGCAGUGAUGAACGCCGUGGAGGAGAACCAGGGGUCUGGCGACCCUCAGAAGGUGGAGGAGGCCAGCCCUCCUGCGGUGCAGCAGCCCACCGACCCCGCGUCCCCCACUGUGGCCACCACGCCCGAGCCCGUGGGGGCUGACACCGGGGACAAGAACGCCACCAAAGCAGCCGAUGACGAACCAGAGUACGAGGACGGCCGGGGCUUUGGCAUUGGGGAGCUGGUGUGGGGGAAACUGCGGGGCUUCUCCUGGUGGCCAGGCCGCAUUGUGUCUUGGUGGAUGACGGGCCGGAGUCGCGCCGCCGAAGGCACCCGCUGGGUCAUGUGGUUCGGAGACGGCAAGUUCUCGGUGGUGUGUGUUGAAAAGCUGAUGCCGCUGAGCUCCUUCUGCAGUGCUUUCCACCAGGCCACCUACAACAAGCAGCCCAUGUACCGCAAGGCCAUCUACGAAGUCCUGCAGGUGGCCAGCAGCCGGGCCGGGAAGCUGUUUCCAGUGUGCCAUGACAACGACGAGAGCGACACUGCCAAGGCCGUGGAGGUGCAGAACAAACAGAUGAUCGAGUGGGCCCUCGGGGGGUUCCAGCCCUCAGGCCCCAAGGGCCUGGAGCCACCAGAAGAGGAGAAGAACCCCUACAAAGAAGUUUACACAGACAUGUGGGUCGAACCUGAGGCAGCUGCCUAUGCACCACCCCCACCAGCCAAAAAGCCCCGAAAGAGCACAACGGAGAAGCCCAAGGUCAAGGAGAUUAUCGACGAACGCACAAGAGAGCGGCUGGUGUACGAGGUGCGGCAGAAGUGCCGGAACAUCGAGGACAUUUGCAUCUCUUGUGGGAGCCUCAACGUGACCCUCGAACACCCUCUCUUCAUUGGAGGAAUGUGCCAAAACUGCAAGAACUGCUUCCUGGAGUGCGCGUACCAGUACGACGACGACGGCUACCAGUCCUACUGCACCAUCUGCUGCGGGGGGCGCGAGGUGCUCAUGUGCGGGAACAACAACUGCUGCAGGUGCUUCUGCGUGGAGUGCGUGGAUCUCCUGGUGGGGCCAGGGGCCGCCCAGGCAGCCAUCAAGGAAGACCCUUGGAACUGCUACAUGUGCGGGCACAAGGGCACCUACGGGCUGCUGCGGCGGCGGGAGGACUGGCCCUCCCGGCUGCAGAUGUUCUUCGCCAACAACCACGACCAGGAAUUUGACCCUCCGAAGGUCUACCCACCUGUCCCAGCCGAGAAGAGGAAGCCCAUCCGGGUGCUGUCUCUAUUUGACGGGAUCGCCACAGGGCUCCUGGUGCUGAAGGACUUGGGCAUUCAGGUGGACCGCUACAUCGCCUCGGAGGUGUGCGAGGACUCCAUCACGGUGGGCAUGGUGCGGCACCAGGGGAAGAUCAUGUACGUCGGCGACGUCCGCAGCGUCACGCAGAAGCAUAUCCAGGAGUGGGGCCCGUUUGAUCUGGUGAUUGGGGGCAGCCCGUGCAAUGACCUCUCCAUCGUCAACCCCGCCCGCAAGGGACUCUACGAGGGCACGGGCCGGCUCUUCUUUGAGUUCUACCGCCUCCUGCACGAUGCGCGGCCCAAGGAGGGAGAUGACCGCCCCUUCUUCUGGCUCUUUGAGAAUGUGGUGGCCAUGGGCGUUAGUGACAAGAGGGACAUCUCGCGAUUUCUCGAGUCCAACCCUGUGAUGAUUGAUGCCAAAGAAGUGUCAGCUGCGCACAGGGCCCGCUACUUCUGGGGGAACCUUCCUGGUAUGAACAGGCCGUUGGCGUCCACUGUGAACGAUAAGCUGGAGCUGCAGGAGUGCCUGGAGCACGGCAGAAUAGCCAAGUUCAGCAAAGUGAGGACCAUUACUACUAGGUCGAACUCCAUAAAGCAGGGCAAAGACCAGCAUUUCCCCGUCUUCAUGAACGAGAAAGAGGACAUCUUAUGGUGCACUGAAAUGGAAAGGGUGUUUGGCUUCCCUGUCCACUAUACCGACGUCUCCAACAUGAGCCGCUUGGCGAGGCAGAGACUGCUCGGCCGGUCGUGGAGCGUGCCGGUCAUCCGCCACCUCUUCGCUCCGCUGAAGGAAUACUUUGCUUGUGUGUAAGGGACGCGAGGGCAAACUCAGCUAGUGACAGAGUCAAACAGACAAACAAAAAUCACAAAACACAACAAAACACCAAGAACGUGAGGACGGAGAGAAGUAGCAGCACCCAGAAGAGACAAAGGAAUUUCACAACCACAGAGGCGGAGAGACCGGAGGGCUUUGCCUUGUGGAAAGGGUUGGACAUCAUCUCCUGAUUUUUCAAUGUUAACCUUGAGUCCUAUUUAAAAACGAAACCGAGUUCCCUCCCCGCCCCGGCCCACCUUUCUCGGUCAAACCUUUUAUUUUCUACUCUUUUUUUUUUUUUUUUUCAGAGGGGUUUUCUGUUCGUUUGGGUUUUUGUUUCUUGCUGUGACUGAAACAAGAGGGAUUUUAUUGCAGCAAAAAAUCAAUAACAAAAAAAAAUAGUAACAAUACCUUGCAGAGGAAAGAUAAAGAAAGAGAGAUGGGGGGGAAAAAAGGAAAUUCUAUAGAAAUCUAUAUAUUGGUAUUGGAUUUUUUUUUUCUUUACUAUAUAUCUUUUCUGUUGUUGUUGUCUCUAGCCUGAUCAGAUAGGAGCACAAGCAGGGGACAGAGGACAGAGAGACACUGAGGAGGCAGAGCUCCCUCCCAGCCCCUGAGCUGUCUUGCCAGCACCAUUCCUGGCCAUGCAAAACAGAGCCCAGCCAGCAGCAGGGAGACGAGAACACCACACAAGACCCUUUUAUACAGUAUUUCAGGUGCCUACCACACAGGAAAUCUUGAAGAAAAUCAGUUCCUAGAAGCCGCUGUUACCUCUUGUUUACAGUUUAUAUAUAUAUGAUAGAUAUGAGCUAUAUAUAUAAAAGGUACUGUUAACUACUGUACAACCUGACUUCAUAAUGGUGCUUUCAAACAGCGAGAUGAGUAAAAACAUCAGCUUCCACGUUGCCUUAUGUGCAAAGGGUUUUAACCAAGGAUGGAGAGAGGGAGAUAGCUCAGAGGGGGGAAUCGUCAUCAAGGUGGGCUUUUGCACCCCCCUUGGUGUUCAGCGGGGUGAAGGAGAAUUUGGGAACAGCGCUUUCCCGCUUCUCCCUGCCAAAAAGUGGGGGGCGGGGCGGAGGUGAGGUGGCCGGGACCGUGGACAGCUGAGAGCGGGAUUCAUCCAGGAUCACGCAAUAAACCUUUUGAUUUAUUUCUGCUUUCAAAAAAAAAAAAGGAGACUCCCUCAGCAAGGUGGCAGGAGGAGGGGUCUUCAUUCCAAGUUUCUCACAUUAGCCGAUUCGAGGGCUCCUCGUGGUGGGAUCAGAAGUAAUCCAGAGUGAGGGCAGUGACCGUUCAAACCCCACCUGGAGCAAAUAAAAAAACAUACAAAACGUACUGGUGCUUUCCUGUCUAAAGUCGCCUUUUGUGUGUUCUUUUAUGAGGCCCCACCAUCCACCCUCUGCGCACAAGGUGGCUGCUGGCCCUGGAAUGUGAUGUUUUUGGUCAUCUCCAAAGGCUGCAGUUUUAUACUGGGAGGCUGAUGACACCUUUUGUUAUCCUUACUCUUAUGGUUCUGGUUACAGUUAUGUUUGUUUUCAGAUUUUUCGUUCAGAACACAGAAACCCAACCCCCCCCCCCUUUAGGUUUCAAACCAAGGUGCGGGGAGCAGGGUGCUUCUACGUGAGCUGAGCGGUGGCCCUGGUGCCCUGGCUCCCCGCCCCUCGGGCCAGGUGGGCCACCAGGCGCAGCUGGCAGCUGGGCGGCCGGGCAGUCCCCGCGGCCGGCCUUCCGGUGCGUCCCUCUUCUCUUCUACUUCCCCUCCUCCGGAGUCACGCGUGUCAGGGCUGGAGGGAGGCCCGGCCGUCUCUCUCCUCGUGUGUGUGUGUGUGAUUGGAGUGGUGUGUAUUUCUUUUCUAGUGCUUGGUCUGAUGAUAGCUGUGCUCUUACCUCGAGUCAGCAGCACCUGGAGCCCCAAGUGCGCGACACUUGGUUCCGCUUCCUACCGAGGCGAGCAGCCCGGCGUUGGCGGUAGGCGGGGACGGCACUGGCGGCUCCAGGGUGAGGGCCCAAUGGGCAGAUGCUUGCCUGGAUAGGUGGGGUGUAGAUAUGUGGCAUAUAGAGAUAUAUAUUUUAUAAUGGGAGGGGGGAUGGCACCUCCUGGGACCGGCAGGGCUGGGAGGUGUGCUGUCAAGCACAUGGUCCCAAGUUCGCAUCCCUAGAAACACAGCGCCUAUGGUCGUAGGCGCUAUAUAAAUACAUAGAUAGGGUCAUGUAUAAGAAAUAUUCUGUAGUGGGGGGCGGGGGGGGCGGGGGCUCAGGGUGCUGAGCCCCGGGCCCCACCGCGGCCAGAAGCCCCACGCCAAUCAGUCCCACACGCAUACACAGGAACAUUUCUGUCCCAACGCAUAAGGAGCGCACUCACCCGCGCGGCCGGGGCGCCCGGCGGCUCUCCCCAGGAUUCAGGACUUUGUGGAGUCGGCCCUGCAGCUCCUUACCUCUGUUGCCCUGAUUGCAGGUAGACUGUCAAUCCCAGAAGUUGCUAGGUGCUGAAGGCAGGACGAGGAGGAGGUUUUAUUUUAGCAGGUGCUCUCCUCUCGCAGGUAGCGUUCUCUCUCUUUUGCCCCUGGUGAUGUCAAAAGAUUCUUCUGUUAGCAACUGUGAUACUGACCUGCAACUCGAGGCACCAGUAAAGUCAGCCCUCAACUCCCCCUACCUAUUCUCCCCCCGCCGAAGUAAAAUUGACAUCCAGGUCUGUCUUGGCCAAGGGGCUUCCAUUCAAAAAAAAAAAAAAAUGGGACAGUGAACUUCAUGUUUGGAAUAAAGCAAAUUAGUAAUUGGUGAUCAAAUUAAACCGAGGCUUUCAAUCCCUUGCUCAAUUGCUCAGGAGUAAGCUCCCAGCCAGUAGCCAGUCUUCUGGUCCUUUUAGGGGUGCUUGGUUCUGGACCCCAAUCUCAUUUCCUUGUCAGAUUGGCUUUGAAGAUCACACCCAGCUGCUUCCUGCCAGCUCUGUGAGGUGGUGGCUGGUGGUGACGGUGGACCUCCAAGGGGGCUGGAGCAGCUAGGAAGGGGGAUAGCUUUGCCCCUCCCACUCUGGAGUCCCUGCAUGUAACUGGUGCUCACCCCGUCGUCCCCUGGUGCUCCAGCCAGCUCCAUCUCCCUGGCCUGGAGACCACCAGCACCGCUGUCGGAGGGCUGAGGGGAGGAGGGCUGUUGCGGGCAGUCCAAGGUGCUCCCUCCCCCGCUGGCCAGCACUCAGGUCUUCCCAGCUCCCAGUGCCAGGACAGUGUGGGCCUUCCUCCGCAAACACUUCCAGCAUCUCGGGCUCUCCUAGGCCUUUGUCCCCUGCUUAUGUGAAGGAGUUCGCUUUUCCCAGUGGCCCAAGCCCCGCCUGAGGGGUGGUAUGGGAAGAAUCUUGGUAGCCAAGGACGUGGCAAGCCUGAGGCUUAGCGUGGGCCGGCCAGCUUGCUUAGAGGAGGUGCGUUGUGGCUGAUCCUUAAGAGCACCAGCUCUCCCAGCCUAGCAAGCUGACCAGGCCCCAGCAUGGGCUAGGUGCCCCUCACAGGGUUGAACGUAAAUAAUCACCAGCUUUUCUUCCAGUGACCUGUGGGGUCAGUCCCACAGUAGAACUUGGUGGGUGCAGGGGCCCUUGGGACAGCGCCCUCUUGGCCAUGCCAGGUUACUCUUAAUCCACUUCCGACCCCAAGGGGAUCGGAAGCUUCAUUUUCAGGAAGCUUCUGGGGGCAGGGACAGGGCUGCCUUCCAAAGGGGUGCUGCGCCCCAACAGGCAGGGCGCUGGAGGGUUACGGUGGGGAUCCUCAUACUCGCAUGGAUGCGGCUGUGGGAGGAGGCCGUGGGACAGGAGAAACCAGAGGCCUAGGGAAAAUUCUGAAGUGUGUCCCCAGUGAGAUUCUCUUUCUCGGGAAGAGCCACUUAUCCCCGAAAGCAAGGGCUUCUAAGAGACUGAAGGUGAUGCCUCCCUGCUCACUGCAGGUGCCAGGUGCGGUGUGGUGCCAAAGAGGUCUGGGAGGUGGCAGGGGCUCCGGCCAGGGCCACAGGGCCCUUGGUCGCCCGCCUGGGGAGGGAGCUGGUCUCCGGCAGGCAGCUGCUGAGCCCCGUGGGCCUCAGGCGGGUUGGUGCUGACCCUUUUCCCCGUGGAUCUGACUUCAGGAUCUGGCAGGUGGUGGAAGUGUGUUACUGCCUGUUGUCGUCUCCAGACCCCAGAACCUUCUUGCUGUUGGACAUCCUGUUAGCACCCUUUGCAGAAGAGCUUCUGGGACAGGCCUGGGAGUGGCUGGCUGGUGGAGAUGCCCGUGUGAGUUCUGGU
This is a messenger RNA of Phyllostomus hastatus (greater spear-nosed bat), 7823 nucleotides long. It is a transcript of the gene DNMT3A, whose product is annotated as DNA methyltransferase 3 alpha. Lineage: Eukaryota; Metazoa; Chordata; Mammalia; Chiroptera; Phyllostomidae. Gene Ontology annotation, molecular function: DNA (cytosine-5-)-methyltransferase activity. Gene Ontology annotation, biological process: negative regulation of DNA-templated transcription. The record is from RefSeq and is a predicted model, not a curated record. The transcript has 26 exons. Gene Ontology annotation, cellular component: cytoplasm; nucleus. Bases 833 to 3559 code for a protein of 908 amino acids.